UGGAUUCUUGCACCCCACCACCAAUAACAGCUCGAAACAUGUCAAACACGGCAGAAAAGGUAGCUGAUAAGCUGCCUUCGAAGGAAGAGCUUAAGGAAGAUGUCAAGGUUGCGACCAAGUCUUCGCUGCAGUCCCUGCGUGCGCUGAUAGCUGGAGGCGUUGGUGGUGUUUGCGCGGUAGUCGUGGGCCAUCCGUUCGACCUGGUCAAGGUGCGAUUACAGACGUCAGAGAGGGGCGUGUACACAGGCGCCAUGGACGUUGUGCGGAAGACAGUCGCGAAAGAAGGACUUGCAAGGGGAUUAUACGCCGGUGUCUCUGCGCCUUUGGUCGGUGUCACGCCUAUGUUUGCUGUCUCAUUCUGGGGUUACGAUGUCGGCAAGCAGCUCGUAUCCAGUGUUUCGACCGUCAAGGACAACCAGUACAGCGUCGCGCAGGUCUCAGCCGCUGGCUUCUUCAGCGCCAUCCCCAUGACCAUCAUCACCGCACCCUUCGAGCGCGUCAAGGUGCUGCUCCAGAUCCAAGGGCAGAAGCAACUUGCGCCUGGCGAGAAGCCCAAAUACUCCGGCGGUGUGGAUGUCGUCAAGCAAUUAUACAAGGAAGGAGGCAUUCGCUCCGUGUUCCGUGGCUCCGCCAUGACAUUGGCGCGUGACGGCCCUGGAUCGGCACUCUACUUCGCGACUUAUGAGACAGUCAAGAGGAACCUGACCCCGAAAGACCCCGUGACCGGCAAGCCAGGACCACUCAGCAUGUCUGCAGUCAUGGUGGCCGGUGGUGCUGCUGGAAUUGCCAUGUGGAUUCCAGUGUUCCCCGUUGACACCAUCAAGUCACGGUUGCAGAGUGCUGAGGGCCGACCAACUAUUAGUGGCACCAUCAAAGGCAUCCACGCAAGCGGCGGCCUCAAGGCUUUCUUCCCUGGCAUCGGACCCGCCAUGGCACGAGCGGUACCUGCGAACGCGGCAACCUUCGCCGGUGUCGAGCUAGCCCAAAAAGCCAUGACGAAAAUGUUCGACAGGGACGGCGAAUAGGCCUGCAUCUCAAGCCUCUGUUCUGUAAGCUGUUCUGCUGUCUUCACUUCUUCCUCUUGUUGGAUAACGGAAGGCGUUGUCGCAUCGCACACGGCGUCCAUUUCUCUACCAAUUCUGCCCGCCACAUGUGCAUAGAGGGUUAUAGAUAUGAUAUAUGUCCAUCAUCAACUCGA
This is a messenger RNA of Parastagonospora nodorum SN15, 1198 nucleotides long. RefSeq lists its product as hypothetical. The transcript has 2 exons. The record is from RefSeq and is a predicted model, not a curated record. Gene Ontology annotation, molecular function: O-acyl-L-carnitine transmembrane transporter activity. Gene Ontology annotation, biological process: mitochondrial transport; carnitine transmembrane transport. Lineage: Eukaryota; Fungi; Ascomycota; Dothideomycetes; Pleosporales; Phaeosphaeriaceae. Gene Ontology annotation, cellular component: mitochondrial envelope. The coding region runs from base 39 to 1025 and encodes 328 amino acids.